ACUGGCAUUAUUAUGAUAAGUAGUAUUAGAGAUAUUGUCCGUCGGCUGAUUCUAUAAUAUUUACUGAAAUUUUUUUGCUUGAGGUUAUCUCAAUAUUUAAAUUGCCUUUGCAGCCUAAGAGUUUGUGUAGUCAGAGUUGCUUCUUUAUAAUUAUGGACAGCGAAAUAUACAGUCUACUAUUAAUCUCAUCAUUUACCGACUGUUGUUCCGAUAUAAAUAUCCUUGUUUUAAAAUUUUCGUCUCGUAAUGUUUUGAUUGAUUAUUUUCAGUCAAAAGCUUUUGUUUCCCGGUUUGUCUUGUGUGCAAUUUUUUGGAUUGUGUCUACCUCUGUCUUUUACACAUUUACAACAUCUGAGUAACAGUGUCAUUAGUGGGGCAUCUGUUAAAUUCCAAUGUGUUAUUAGGAUGACUUAAAUCGUACAUUAGAUGUUUUUUGAUAAUAUCGUUCUGCAUUCGUUUGUAAAGCCCUGCAUAUUAUACAUUGUUUAUGACUUUCCAUAUUGUUCAUGAUAAAAUCCCUAUAGUUUAAUUUUAGUCGGUGUUCUGUAGUGUUAUAGUAUGGACUCUUAGGGCCGCUGUUGACCACAGUGUUGUUGAAUGAAAGCAAUGUUUUAGCGGUCCCUCCCAAGUUACUUUGACACAGCAUAGAGCAGGAUCACGAAGAACGUCGAGCGGAUAAUUCUGUUGACUGAACAUGUUUUAUUUUAAAAGAGAAUACAUUUCGUAUUGCAAAACAUUUGCAUCCGACGAGUGGAUUGCGCCGUGGUUCAUUUGAGAUUCGACAUCGGAAGCUGAGGAGGAAUAUAUAUAUUCUUUUUUCAAAUAUCACCAGCCGUGGAGCCUCACUGGGGAAAAUCAGAAAGAACAAUGAAUCGGCAAGUGCUGUUGUUUAUCGCUCUCCUUUACCAGAACUCCGUGUUUGGGCAGGUCAGCUACUCAAUCCCGGAGGAAAUGUCCAGAGGCUCUUUAGUGGGAAAUAUUGCGCAUGAUUUGGGUUUAGAUAUAAGACGUUUGGUGACCGGUAAAGCUAGGAUCUACACGAGGAACAGCGACGAUUACGUCGAGCUGAAUACAGAAAAAGGAUUCCUCCUCGUCAAAGAGAGAAUCGACAGAGAGGCGCUGUGUCCAGAGACAGUGCUUUGCGCGUUAGAUGUUCAGAUUAUUUUGGAGAAUCCUAUGGAAUUUUACAGUGUCACAAUCCACAUCAAAGAUGUCAAUGACAAUGCACCGACCUUUGAAAAGAAUGAGAUGAAAUUCAAAAUUAGCGAGUCGGCGAUUACCGGAGCUAAAUUUGUUCUACAGAGGGCCAUGGAUCUUGAUCAAGGAAUUAAUGAUGUUAAAAACUAUGAAUUAAAACCAACAGAUCAUUUUGCUUUAAAACUCAAUCAUAAUGCAAAUGGUUAUAUAAAUGUUGAGAUGGUGCUACAGAAGCCUUUAGACAGAGAGAAACAAGAGCAGAUAUCUCUUGUGUUGACGGCUGUAGAUGGAGGAGAGCCGCAGAUGUCGGGAACAAUGCUGAUUUUCAUUACAGUUUUAGACGCUAAUGAUAAUGCUCCCGUUUUCACUCAGUCGACAUACAAGGCUUUAGUUACUGAGAACUCACCUCGAGGAACAGUUGUUGCCACUGUUUCAGCCUCUGACGCAGAUCAUGGUUCUAACGGUAAAAUAAGAUAUUCCAUAACGAAUACGUUUGAUACUGUCCGCAAAGUAUUCGAGGUAAACGAUGAAAACGGGGAGGUUUUAUUAAUCGGCGAUAUUGAUUUCGAAAAAUCUAGACACUUUGAAAUAAAUGUACUUGCUAGUGACGACGGAGGACUUACAGAUUCGUGUAAGUUAAUUGUGGAUGUACAAGACGUGAAUGACAACAAGCCUAAAAUUAACAUAAUGUCCAAGUCAACUGUUGUGUCAGAGGAUGCCAGACUUAACACAGUGGUUACAAUGAUUAAUAUUGAAGAUCUAGAUUCUGAAGAAAACGGAAACGUGAAGUGUUUCAUUGGCGAAAACUUACCCUUCAUUUUAAAAACCACAACAAAUAAUUUUUAUAGUUUAGUGACAGACAGUGAAAUUGACAGAGAAAAAGCGUCUGAUUAUAAUAUUACUGUGACCUGCUCCGAUGAAGGAAGCCCCUCCCUCUCCAGCAGCGUCACUCUCACCUUACAGAUCUCUGAUGUUAAUGAUAAUUCGCCUGUCUUUGAGGGAAGCUCAUAUGAGGCCUAUAUUGUAGAAAACAACACACCGGGUCUCUCUCUAUUCACAGUGAAUGCCAGAGACGCUGACUGGAACCAGAACGCGCGUGUUUCUUACAUACUGGAGGACUCCUCUGUUAACGGAGUGCCAGUCUCCUCGUAUGUGUCCGUUAGUGCUGAUAGUGGAGUCAUCCACGCAGUGCGCUCUUUUGACUACGAGCAGAUCAAAGAUUUCCACUUCCGCGUGAAAGCGCAAGAUGGAGGCUCCCCUCCACUCAGUAGCAACGUGACUGUGAAAGUGCUGAUCCAGGACCAGAACGACAACCCUCCUCAGGUUCUGUACCCGGUCCAGACUGGAGGCUCUCUGGUGGCUGAGAUGGUUCCUCGUUCAGCAGAUGUGGGCUAUCUGGUCACUAAAGUGGUGGCUGUUGAUGUGGACUCUGGACAGAAUGCCUGGCUCUCCUACAAACUGCAGAAAGCCACAGACAGGGCGCUGUUUGAAGUGGGCUUACAGAAUGGAGAAAUAAGAACCAUCCGCGGAGUCACUGAUAAAGAUGCAGUGAAACAAAGACUGACUGUGAUCGUGGAGGACAACGGGCAGCCCUCUCGUUCAGCUACAGUCAUUGUUAACGUGGCGGUGGCGGACAGCUUCCCUGAAGUGCUGUCUGAGUUCACUGACUAUACACAAGACAAGGAGUACAAUGACAACCUGACCUUCUACUUAGUGUUGGCUUUGGCUGUAGUUUCCUUCCUCUUCAUCACGUGUUUAGUGGUUAUUAUAUCAGUGAAGAUCUACAGAUGGAGGCAGUCUCGCGUCCUGUAUCACUCCAAUCUCCCUGUGAUUCCGUAUUAUCCACCACGUUACUCAGACACUUUGGGGACAGGGACUCUCCAACACGUGUACAACUACGAGGUGUGCAGGACGAAUGACUCCAGAAAGAGUGACUGUAAAUUUGGCACAGUCGGUAGUCAGAACGUGCUGAUAAUGGACCCCAGUUCUACAGGAACGAUGCAGCGGAUACAGAGUGAGAAGAACAUCCUGGAUGAACCAGACUCUCCUCUAGAGGUGAGAGCUUUUAUAUGUUGA
Molecule: messenger RNA, 3273 nt
Organism: Pungitius pungitius (ninespine stickleback)
Lineage: Eukaryota; Metazoa; Chordata; Actinopteri; Perciformes; Gasterosteidae
Product: protocadherin beta-16-like
Exons: 1
Coding region: 868-3273 (801 amino acids)
Biological process (GO): homophilic cell-cell adhesion
Cellular component (GO): plasma membrane
Molecular function (GO): calcium ion binding
Source: RefSeq, a predicted model, not a curated record